Mangifera indica (mango) is the source of this 2230-nucleotide messenger RNA. RefSeq names its product beta-1,2-xylosyltransferase-like. NCBI's taxonomy places the organism in Eukaryota, Viridiplantae, Streptophyta, Magnoliopsida, Sapindales, Anacardiaceae. The coding region runs from base 212 to 1750 and encodes 512 amino acids. The record is from RefSeq and is a predicted model, not a curated record. The transcript has 3 exons. Gene Ontology annotation, molecular function: glycosyltransferase activity.
AAGAAAAAUGGGCUUGACCUAAAAAUUUUCCAAGUCUUUUUCUUCUUAGUCUUCUUGGCAUCAUUCAUAAUUGACGUUGAAGCUCCAAAAUAGUGAUUUUUGUUGACUUGAAAUAUGGGGUCAAGCUGAUGGAAUAUCAAACGACUCUUCAUUUCUACGGGGGCAGAACUUAGGAAGGAAGCAAUAUUCACAGCACAAGGAUCUGAAAGCCAUGAACAGAAACACAUCAAAACUUCUCAAGAUCUUACUGGCUCUCUUCGCUUUGAAUUCUGUAUCUUUAUACCUCUAUUUUUCUCACUCUAAUUCUCAUAACCACCACUCUCACGGCGACCUUGGUCCUAAUGAGCGAUCAAACCUCAGUCUGCCCCACCAAUUCUCCAAAGCCUGGCCGAUUCUCCCCUCUUAUUUACCCUGGUCUCAGAACCCCAAAGUUCGUUACCAGUCUUGCGAGGCCUAUUUCGGAAAUGGGUUCACAACCCGGGUUGAUCUCCUCCCGUCUCCGGCUGCCGGGAACGAAGGAGGCGGGGGAGGGUGGUUUCGUUGCUUUUAUAGUGAAACCCUGAGGAGUUCUAUUUGUGAAGGGGGAAAAUUGAAGAUGAAUCAUGAGAAGAUUGCGAUGUCAAAGGGCGGUGAAAGGAUAGAGGAUGUGAUGGGAAGAAGAGAUGAAGAAGAGUUGCCGGAGUAUCAAAACGGUGCGUUUCAGAUUGAGGGAGAUGGGGUUUUGGGUUUUAGAGGGAAGAGAGUUGGGAAAAGGCUUGUGAAUGAUGAUUUUCUUAAUACGUAUGUGCCACGUGGAGGGAUUGAUAUGCAUACAAUGAGAGGGUUGAUUGGGUCAAUUGAGGUUGUGGAUGCCAAGGUUUUUGAUGAGUGUGAGCAGUGGUUGGAGGAGCCGACACUUCUGGUUACUCGGUUUGAGUAUGCAAAUGUUUUUCACACAUUUACGGAUUGGUAUAAUGCGUAUGUGUCUUCAAGAGUUACUGGCUUGCCAAAUCGACCUCAUGUGAUUUUUGUUGAUGGACACUCUCAGACACAAUUGGAAGAAACAUGGGAAGCAUUGUUUUCAAGCAUUAGAUAUGCUAAAAACUUUAGUGGACCAGUUUGCUUCCGCCAUGCCAUUCUUUCACCUCUGGGAUAUGAGAAUCCACUAUUCAAGGGGCUGAGUGAAGAUAUACCUUGUCAUGGAGCAUCUGCACAUGAUUUGCGGCAAAACCCUGACGAUAAAAAAACUGCACGUUUGUCUGAGUUUGGAGAAAUGAUUAGAGCAUCUUUUGGGUUUCAAGUUAAUAGACACCACAUUGAAAAGCCAGGCUUGGGACAUAAUGUACUUUUUGUAAGACGUGAAGAUUAUUUAGCCCAUCCACGCCACAGUGGUAAAGUUCAGACAAGGCUAAGCAAUGAACAAGAAGUAUUUGAUUCUUUACAGAGUUGGGUGUCUGAUAAUCCAACAUGUAAAAUAAAUCUUGUUAAUGGACUGUUUGCGCAUAUGUCUAUGAAGGAUCAAGUCAAAGCCAUUCAAGAUGCCUCAGUAAUUAUCAGUUCUCAUGGUGCUGGUCUCACUCACAUGGUAUCUGCUAUGCCAAAAACAGUGAUUCUAGAGAUUAUCUCUAGCCAAUAUAGACGCCCACAUUUUCAAUUGAUUGCACGAUGGAAGGGUUUGGAGUAUCAUGCCAUUUAUCUUGAUGGAUCAUAUGCCAAACCUGCAGUUGUUACUGACAAGCUUAGCAGCAUAGUGAAAAAUCUUGGAUGCUGAAUCAUUUUUCGGUUUUUCCCCGAACUGAUACACUCUCUGGGAGCAGGGAGUCUGAAGUGAUCUAACUUGUCUCUUGUUUUCUCUGUUAUACAGAAAAUUCUUGAACCGGAUUUCGUCAUAUUAAAGAGUUAAAUCAAAUCUGUUGUCAAACCAAGCAGGUGGCUCAGGAAAUGCUACUGGUAGAUAGAAGCCUGGACCCUUAUCUUCUUUCGCAAUUGUCAUCAACGUUUUCUGGAAGAUCAGUGAGCAAGAAUUGGAAUGGCAGUGGAUGUUUUCCUGACAGACACUGAACUGAUCAAUACAUCUGUGAGGGGACCAACAAAUUUGAGUAAUUUUUCUGGAAGCUUUUUUUUAAAUUUACUCACACUGAUUGCAUCUGUACACGUUCGAUUUCAUUUUCGAUUUUUCGGCAUCAAAUACAUCAUGUAUUGUAUGUCACAUAUUGAUAUUCGAUGAAGAGAAAAAACCAGUUUAGAACUA